Messenger RNA from Eruca vesicaria subsp. sativa (arugula), 294 nucleotides. NCBI's taxonomy places the organism in Eukaryota, Viridiplantae, Streptophyta, Magnoliopsida, Brassicales, Brassicaceae. The record is from the annotation of a GenBank genome assembly.
AUGGGUAAGAACAAUACCAUCAUCAUAGCUCUUGCUAUGGUUUUAAUCACCGCUAUGAUGAUGGAAGAAGCUAAGAGCUAUCCUAUAUGUAACACCGACACAAACGACUUGCAGAACUGUUAUCCAGCUGUAACUGGAGACAGCCCGCCGGGACCCGACUGCUGCGCUGCCGCAAAAUCCGCUGAUCUUGAAUGUCUCUGCCCGUACCUCACCCAGUCCGGGCUUGACCCAUCAAAAGUCAAGAGUGUUCUGGCCAGUUGUGACGUGGACAAUCCUUCCGGUUUGCCAUGGUAA